AUGCUGGCGAGAGCCGACGGAACUCAUAUUGACGAAAGUGUCGUCCGUGCAAUCGUGGUCAAAAACCUCGAUUGUGCAUUGAGGUACUGUCUUGACCAGGAUAUGCUUGUGCGUAGAGCGGCACACUAUGUGGUUAGAAACCAUGUCUGGGGCGGCCUUGGCUACAUGAAUGAGCUGGUCGCGGAAGUCAUGCUCUGUCAGAUGAGAGAGAUUUGGUCUUUGAGUGCGCAGAUGCUUCCCGGAGAGACCUGGGCUUAUGCGCAGCUUUGCCUGCAACAUCUCGAAGAUCUCCUGACAUCACUGACGAAGCCUCAACGACAGGAGUGGGCGUCCUUCUUGGUCGCAGCCCUACACACUGUUCAAUCUGCCUCAGCGGCAUCUCGAGCCAAAAUGCCAGAUCCGGGUACUUCAGGAGCUAAAGCUCCUUGGCUUGCUGAUGACGAUCCCAAUCGAUCCUAUGCGGAUACAAAGCGGCAGCUGGAGGACGUAAGGACAUCUCCUAACCUCCAAGACGUGCGGGAGACGAUGCGAAGCCUCUUAGUGACCUGA
Molecule: messenger RNA, 549 nt
Organism: Symbiodinium sp. CCMP2592
Lineage: Eukaryota; Dinophyceae; Suessiales; Symbiodiniaceae
Source: the annotation of a GenBank genome assembly